AUAGACUGCAGACAUAGUACAAGAGAUGACCAGAGACUGCAGACACAGUACAGGAGAUGACCAGAGACUGCGGACACAGUACAGGGGAUGACCAGAGACUGCGGACAGUACAGGGGAUGACCAGAGACUGCGGACACAGUACAGGAGAUGACCAGAGACUGCAGACACAGUACAGGAGAUGACCAGAGACUGUAGACAGUACAGGGGAUGACCAAGAGACUGCGGACAGUGCAAGGGAUGACCAGAGAAUGCGGACAGGGGAUCACCAGAGACUGCGGACAUAGUACAG
Messenger RNA from Staurois parvus, 289 nucleotides. The record is from the annotation of a GenBank genome assembly. NCBI's taxonomy places the organism in Eukaryota, Metazoa, Chordata, Amphibia, Anura, Ranidae.